AUGGGAAUGGAAGGGUUAAAUUGUCUUCAGGAACAGGAAAUAAGUGGACGGUAUAGACAUUUCAUUAGAAUGUUAUCUAUUGAUUUUGAAUAUCUAAUGAAUUUGAUCGGUGCAAACAUUUCCAAAAAAUAUAACAUUUCCGGAAAGCCAUUCCUGUGCAAGAAAGAUCUGACACGUUACGAUUUUUGGCAACUGGUGAAUCCUAUCAAAGUUUGCAGUACCUUUUUAAAAUGUCAAAACGUGUUAUUGGACAGAUUGUUCCCGAAGUAUGCCAAGCAAUUGUGGCAGCAUUAA
Molecule: messenger RNA, 294 nt
Organism: Macrosiphum euphorbiae (potato aphid)
Lineage: Eukaryota; Metazoa; Arthropoda; Insecta; Hemiptera; Aphididae
Source: the annotation of a GenBank genome assembly